Lethenteron reissneri (Far Eastern brook lamprey) is the source of this 9099-nucleotide messenger RNA. It is a transcript of the gene TTC28, whose product is annotated as tetratricopeptide repeat domain 28. The record is from RefSeq and is a predicted model, not a curated record. Gene Ontology annotation, molecular function: protein binding. NCBI's taxonomy places the organism in Eukaryota, Metazoa, Chordata, Hyperoartia, Petromyzontiformes, Petromyzontidae.
GCCGCUCGCGGCUGCGCAACACUUUUCUCGCCGCCGCCGCAGCCGCAGCAGCAGCCGCAGCAGCCGCUCGCAUAAACUUUGUCCGCUUGCUGUGGCCGCGUCGAGGCUUGGGGGAUGAGUCCGGCGAGGUGGGGCCGAGGCGGCCCGGCCGCGAGCUGAGAGGAGGCGGAGGAGGAGGAGGCGGGGAGAGCGGCAGAGGGACGAGGGACGACGCGGCGCCUUUCUCCACCCCAUGGAACGCCUCAAGUUGCGAGCUCCGGCCGCCGCCGCCGCUGAGGAGGAGGAGGAGGACUGCGACCCUCCAGAUGCUGAAAGUGGCGCCGGCGGCGGCGGCGAUGCCGACGUUGCUGCGCCGUGCACGAGCAGCACGGGAACGACGGUGCCUGGCGGGAAGGGAGCCCUGGCGGAGCGGGUGCGAGCGGCGGGCGUCGCGUGCCAGGCCGGUGACUUUGCCGGUGCCGUGCGGCUCUACGGGGAGGCGGUGGCCAUGAGCCCCCAGAACUGUGCCCUCUAUUGCAACCGCUCGGCUGCGCUGGCGCGGAUGGGUCAGCACCAGCGUGCGCUCCAGGACGCCGAGACGGCGCAGCGCAUCAACCCGCGUUUCCCAAAGGCCUACUUCCGGCAGGGCCUGGCGCUGCAGUACCUGGGCCGGCACGCCGACGCCCUGGCCGCUUUCGCAUCCGGCCUGGCCCAGGAUGCCAAGAGCCUGCAGCUGCUCGUCGGGAUGGUGGAGGCCGCCAUGAAGUCGCCGCUCAGAGGCUCACUGGGCCCGACGUACGAGCGGCUGCAGAAGAUGCGUCUGGACAAGAGCCCCUUCGUGGUGGUGUCGGUGAUCGGCCAGGAGCUGCUGGCGAGCGGCGAGCACCGUGCCUCUGUCGUGGUGCUCGAGGCGGCGCUCAGCAUCGGCUCGUGCAGCCUCAAGCUGCGCGGCUCCGUCUUCUCGGCGCUGAGCUCGGCCUACUGGGCGCUGGGGCAGCCGCACAAGGCCAUCGCCUACAUGCAGCAGGACCUACAGGUUGCCAAGGCCCUCGGUGACCCUGCGGGUGAGUGCCGGGCGCUGGCCAACCUCGGGGCAGCCCACUUCUCCCAGGGGAACUACAAGGAGGCCCUCAACAGCCACCGCCUGCAGCUGGUGGUCGCCAUGAAGCAGAAGAACCGAGAGGGAGCCGCGGGGGCACUGGCGAGCCUGGGCCACGUAUACGCGGCGCUGGGCGACCACCCCAACUCGCUGGCAAGCCACAAGCAGUGCGCGCUGCUGGCGCAGCAAGCGGGCGACCGCCUGGGCGAGGCGCGGCAGCUGGGCAGCAUGGGCGCCGUCUACCUGGCCAUGGGCGACUCGGACAGCGCCCUCGAGUGCCACGCGUGCCACUUGCGGCUGGCGCAGGAGCUGGAGCACCCGCACGAGGAGGCGCGCGCGCACAGCAACCUCGGCGGCACGUGCCACGUGCGCCGAGACUUCUCGCGGGCACUGGAGCACCACGCCCGCGUGCUGGAGCUGGCGCAGGAGCUCGGCGACCGCGCCGGCGAGGCCCGGGCCUACGCGGGGCUGGGCCACGCCUGCCGCUGCCUGGGCGACCUGCCGCGCGCCAAGCAGCACCACCAGCGCCAGCUGGACGUCGCCAUCGGCCUGCGGCACAAGGCCAUGGAGGGUCGCGCCUGCUCCAACCUCGGGAUAAUCCACCAAAUGAUGGGCGACUACCAGACGGCGCUGAAGCUGCACAAGGCGCACCUGCUGAUCGCCAAGCGCGUGGGCGACUACGCAGGGCAGGGCCGCGCCUACGGCAACAUGGGCAAUGCGUUCAGCGCGCUGGGGCUGCACGAGCGCGCCGUGGCCUACCAUCAGCUGGAGCUGCGCAUCUCCACGGAGGUGGGCGAGCGCGCGUCGCAGGCCUCCACGCACGGGAACCUGGCGGUGGUGUACCAGGCGCUGGGCGCGCACGACAAGGCGCUGGCGCACUACUCGCGCCACCUGUGCCUGGCGCGCGAGCUGGGCGACGGGGCGGCGCAAGCACGCGCCCUCAGCAACCUCGCCAACUUCCACGCGUCGCGCGGCGACUUCGCUCGCGCCGUGCCCUACUACGAGCAGUACCUGCGCGUGGCGGCGGGAGAGCUGCAGGACCUGGAGGGCGAGGCGCGCGCCAGCCACAACCUCGGCUACGCGCACUACCGCCUCGGCGAGCACCGGCAGGCGGCGCGUUGCUACCGCCAGCACCUGGGCCUGGCCGCCGACCUGCGCGACAAGCCGGGCCGGGCGCGCGCGCUGUGCAAUCUGGGGUUGGCGCACGCCGCGCUGGGCGAGGUGGCGCAGGCCGAGGACUGCCAGCGCCGCUUCCUGGAGUUGGCGACGGAGCUGGGGGACGAGCGGGCGCGGUUCCGCGCGCUGGGGAACCUGGCCGACGUGCUGCUGUGCCGCGGAGACGCGGACGGCGCCGCCGAGCUCUACCAGAAGCAGCUGGAGGCGGCGCGGGCGGCUCGCGACCGCGGCCUGGAGGCGGCGGCGCACGCAGGGCUGGGCGCGGCGCACGGAUCGGUGCGGCGCUACGACAAGUCGUUGGCGUGCCACACGCAGGAGCUGGAGGCGUGCCAGGAGAUGGGGGACGUGGCCGGGGAGUGCCGCGCGCAGGGGCACCUGGGCGCCGUCUACACGGCGCUGGGGCGCUACACCGUCGCCUUCAAGUGCUUCGACGAGCAGCUGGAGCUGGCGCAGCGCCUGAAGGACGCCGGCGUGGAGGCGCGGGCCUACGGCAACCUGGGCAUCACCAAGAUGAACAUGGGGCUGUUUGAAGACGCCGUCGGAUACUUUGAGCAGCAGCUGGGCUCCCUGCAGCAGCUGCCCGAGGGCUCGGAGGCGCUGGCGGAGCGCGGGCGCGCGUACGGGAACCUCGGCGACUGCUACGAGGCGCUCGGGGACUUCGAGGAGGCGGCUAAGUACCAGGAGCAGGCGCUGGGGGCGGCGCGCGGCGCCGGCCGCACCCAGGAGCAGGCGAGGGCCUACCGGGGCCUGGCCAAUGCGCACAGGGCGAUGGGGAACCUGCAGCAAGCGCUCGUGUGUCUGGAGAAGCGGCUGGUGGCGGCGCACGAGGCUGGCGACGCGGGAGGCUGCGCCCAGGCCUACGGGGAGCUGGGCGCGCUGCACGCCACGCUGGCGCGCUGGGACGCGGCCCUGUCCUGCCUGCAGCGCCAGCUCAGCGCAGCGCGACAAGCGCAGGACGCGGCCAUGGAGCUGGAGGCGAGCUCGGCGCUAGGCUCGGUGUGCCGCCGCAUGGGCGACCACGCGGCCUCCCUGUCGCACCACGAGCGUGAGCUGGCGCUGGCAGACCGCGCCGGCGACCCGCGAGCGCGGGCUCGGGCGCACGGCAACCUGGGCCUGACGUGCGAGGCGCUGGGCGACGCGCGGAGGGCUGUGGGCCACCACGAGCGCCAGCUGAGCACGGCGGCGCAGGCGCACGACGGGGGCGCCGACAGGGCGCAGGCCUACCUGGGGCUGGGCCGCACGCACCAUGCGCUGCGGCAACACGCGCAGGCCGUCAGCUACCUGAAGGAAGGACUGAAGCUGGUGGAGCAGCUGUCGCGGCGUGAGGAGGAGGCCCGGAUCCGGCACUGCCUGGGGCUGGCGCUGUGGGCCGGGGGGAACCUGGAGGAGGCACAACACCAGCUGUACGCGGCGUGCACGCUGCUCGAGGGGCUGUGCCGGGGCGCAUCGUUUCCGAGCGGCGGCGGCGGCGGCGACACGCAGCUUUCGCUGUCCCAGCUGCAUGCGUCCAGCUGCCAGGCGCUGCAGCGCGUGCUCGUCACACUCGGCCGUCCCGGGGAGGCGCUGGUGGCGGCCGAGCGAGCGCGGUCGCUCGCAGAGCGCCAGGGACAGGGGUCGGGGGGACCCCGCUCGGCAGCCCCCUCGUCCGCUUCCCCCGGGACCCCUAGGUCCCCCGGGACCCCCGAGCGGGGCGAGCGGCCCGGGUCGCCGGUGCCACCGCCGCCCUCCCUGGAGCGGCUGCUGGAGGUCGUGGGGACGCAACGCGGCCUCGUGCUCUACUUCUCCAUCGCCGCCGGCUUCCUCUACAGCUGGCUGCUCGCACCCAACGAAGGCGUGCGGAGGUUCCACGCCAGCCGGCUCGUGCAAGAGGCGGAGGGGGAGGCCCUGGGUCCGGCCGAUGCCGGCGGCCUCCAGAGCCAGUGCGGCGUCGCACUGGAGGGUCACGUGACUGCCGCGCGAGUUGCGCUCGGAGCGGAGGCGGGGGCGGCCAGCAGGUCUGGGGGUGACAGUGAGAGUGCAAGCGAGGUCGGGGACACCCCAGACGAGGAGUCGGGCCCCCCACGGUCUCUCGCGCAGGACUCCACCCUCAGCAGGCGGGGCCGGGUCGGCACGAGGGCGAGCGCUGCAAGCAGGAGCCUGAGCCCCCGAACUUCGGCCACGCCGCCCUCCAGUCCCCCCGGGCCGCCCUCGCCCCCCGGCGCUUCCGCGGGCCCCAGCAGCCCCGCGCUGAGCCCCCCGAGCGGCACGAGGAGCCGCUCGGUCGGGCGGGCGGCAACGGCGGCAGGGAGCAAGCGUGGCGACAAGGACCCGCUGGGGUUCCUCUACGACCUUCUCGUCGCCCCCAUGGAAGGGAUGCUGGGCACGGAGGAGCCCCGGGAGCUCGUGCUGGUGCUGGACGCGGAGCUGUUCCUGGUGCCGUUUGCACUCCUCCGUUCGGACGCGUGCGCCGAGUUCCUGUGCGAGCGCUUCAGCCUGCGCGCCGUGCCCUCGCUCGGAGCCCUCACCCACCGCCCCCAGGGCUCCGCCGCAGCGUCGGUCUCGGCGCUGGUCGUGGGCGACCCGUGGCUGCCGAGCUCGGCGCGAGCUCGCUGGCGCUGGCCGCCGCUGCCGUCGGCGCGGGACCAGGCCUCGGUCGUAGCGCACGCGGCCGGGUGCCGGCCCCUCGUGGGCCACGCCGCCACCAAGUCCGCCGUGCUGGACGCGGCGUGCACCGCGGAGUGCCUCCACUUCUGCACGCACGUCUCCUGGAAGCUCUCCGCGCUGGUGCUCGGCCCCCGGGCAUGCCAAGAGUCCGGUGCCACCGCCGCCGCCGGUCCCGACGGAGGCCAGAGGAGCGGCGCCCGCGCGGCCGGCGCCGGGAACGCGUCGGGAGCCGCGGCAGGAGCCGGCGGACCGGACUCGGCCGAGGGAGAAGCGGGCGACGUUGAUGGUGCUCACGAGGCCCCCGUGCCGGGCACCGUCUAUGGGGGGGGGUCCCUGGAUGAGCUGGCGCCGGACGCCCCCCCCGCCGGGGAGUUCCUCCUCACUGCCAGCGAGGUGGCGUCGCUGCGUUUGUCGGCGCGGCUCGUGGUGCUCGGCUGGCCGCGCGAGUGCUGCGCUCCACUGGUUCCCGGCGGCUUCGUGGGCCUGGCCAAGGCUUUCCUGGCGGCCGGGUGCCGGUGUGUGCUGGCCAGCCUGUGGCCCACGCCGGCCGCAGCUGCCCGAGUCCUGAUGCAGGCCUUCUACUCUGCGCUCAUGGAGGGCGUGCGGGCGAGCGUGGCGCUGAAGGACGCCAUGCGGGCCGUGCAGGCACACGCGCAGUUCUCGCACCCGUCCAACUGGGCCGGGUUUGUCCUCAUCGGUCGGGACGUGCGCCUCAACUCCCCGUCGGCGCUGGUGAGGAGGGCGCUGCUGCAGAUCUUACAGUGGCCGGACCGCGCGCGCGACGCCCUGCGGGUCCUGCUGCAUCUGGUGGAGAAGUCCUUGCAGAGGAUACAGCGCGGCCAGGCCAACUCGAUGUACACGUCGCAGCAGAGCGUGGAGAACAAGGUGCACGGUGUGGCUGGCUGGCAGGGCCUGCUCACCGCCAUCGGCUUCCGCCUCGAGCCGCCGGCCAACGGCCUCCCCGCGGCCGUCUUCUUCCCGCUGGCCGACCCCGCGCACCGCCUGCAGCACUGCAGUACCACCAUGCAGGCGCUGCUCGGUCUCCCUCACCCCGCGUUCUACGCCCUCUCCAAGCUCAUCCGGACGGAGGAGGUGGGGGAGCAGCUGGUGCAGCUGAUUCGGCACACGCUCAAGCAGCUCUCGGACGGCGCAGAGCAGGACGGCGGCGGUGCCGGCGGUGGAGGCGGCACCGGCAAGACAGGGGGCGGCGCUGACACUCCGGCGGGGGGCACGGCGACUCAACCCGCCAGGGUCGCCGUGAAGCUGUGGCAGACGCCGGGGUGCCACGAGCUGCUCGCUGCACUCGGCUUCGACCUGUGCGAGGUCGGCAAGGAGGAGGUUCUGCUGAGGACGAGUGGCCAGGCAUCACGCCGGUGUCUGCAGUUCUCGCUGCACUCGCUGCUCGCCUUGUUCGACUGCUCGGAGACAGCCAAGCACUCGAACCUGGAGGGCGCCAGCUCUUUGGAGAGUCUCGUGUCGUCAGAACAGACGGGCAUGGGGCCCCUGUCACUGCGAGGGUGCGAUCCGGACGACCCGGGCCCCCCAUACGGCUACGGCCACAUGCUGCCGGCCUCCGACACCAUCUCCGUCUACAGCCUGAGCUCCAUUGCCUCGGCCCCCAGCUGCUCCUCCUUCUGCGGGGACGACGCGGGCGGCAGCGGCCGGGCGCUGCCACCGCGCUCGCUGUUUGGCCACGGCAGGCCCAAGUCGCUGUGCUCGCACCCGCUGCUGUCCCCGAGGCUGUCCCAUGGGCGCGCGUUCGCAGACACGUCGGCCAACGGCGAGCAGGACUGCGACGCCUUCUCGGAGAUGAGCAGCGAGAUGCUGGACUCGCUGCCCGGCAGCCCCGGCUCGCCACUCUCCCCCGCGUCGUACGUGCCCGGCACGGGCUCGCUGCAGCGUGGCAGCUGCAGGCGCGAGCACGGCUUCGCCAGCGCGCCCAUGUCGCCCCGGAACGGUUUCGCGCCCAGCGCCAACUCCCCAUUCCGCCGCGUGCAGGGGGCCACCCUUGGGGGUACUCUAGGGGGUACUUUGGGGGGCGGCCGCAGGAAGCUGUCGGCGGGAAACUCGUUGGACGCGGCGGAUUCGGACGCGUCCGGCACGGAGAUGAGCGGCGCCGGUUCGGGCUCCCGCGAGCCCAGGCAGCAGCAGCAGCACAAGCGGAUGAACCCUGGCGAGCUGGCGCAGAAGAUCCUGGCCGAGACGCAGACUCACAUGGUGGCUGUGGGGCGGCUGCAGAGGAGCGCCGCGAGCCUCCCGGGCCCCACCAGCCCCCGCAGCAAGAGCCUGUCGGCGCCCCGGGGCCCCUCGAGCAUCGUGACGUCGGAGACAAGCGCCUUCUCCAAACUGGGCGGCUCCGCCACCUUGCGGAACCUGUCGUCGGGCGCCUCCCUGCCGAGGAGUCCCGCCAAACCGAAGCCCCCCGAGCGCGUGUCGUCGCUGCAGAAAAUCAACAGCCUGACGCAGCUCAAUAAGAACCUGUCGUCCAUGUUCGCUCAUUUCCACGGCGCGGCUGAAAGGAAUCCGCCGGUUCCCACGCAGGGGGCCGGCGGACCGGCGGGGACCGACGGGCGCCUGGCCGAGUUGCACCGGAUGAAACUGAAAUAUCCGAGCUCCCCGUACAGCGCCCACAUCUCCAACUCGCCCAAGAACGUGUCGCCCGGCGCGGGCUCAGGGGCGCGGCCCUCGCCCUGCAGCUCCGACGCGACGCCGUCGCCGUCCCACUCGGCGCCGGGCUCGCUGUGCGUGAGCCCUGCCAAGGCCGUGCCACCGCCGCCGCUCGGCCUCGUGGACAACAAGGUGCAGGCCGUGCACAACCUCAAGACGUUCCACUCGAGCUCGUGGCCCUGCCAGCAGCCGGGCCCCUGCCCGCCCGGUGUCGACGCGAAGGCGCGGAGACUGGCCGCGGGAGCCGCCCGGCACGCCGGGCCCGCGGGAGCCGAGGGGCCCCCCGCGUCCCCGCCGCACGACGCGCCCCGCCGCAUCCCCAACUCCAAGAGCGACACGCAGCUCCUCGCGGGACUCGCGGCGCGGGGCGUCCCACCCUCCGGCCCCGAGGAGGUCGGGGGCACCCCCACGGAUACCAAAAAGUGCUCGCUGAAACCCCCUCUGGUGGGACGGUCGGGCCCCUUCAAGACGCUCACGGGCUCGGGUAUGCCGUUCCGGCGCGGACAGAACGCGCUGCCGGGGAAGCGGUUCUUCCCCGCGUCCAAAUGCUGAGGCGGCGCAGAGGAGGAGGAGGCUACGGUUUGGUGGAGGUGUUGGGCCCUCUCCACGUGAGGAGCUUGGUAACGGGACGGACGGCGCAUUGCUCCGCUGUUCACUUCCACGGUGCUGCGCUGCCAGCAGAGGGGAGGGCCGCGGUUUGAUGCCUCUUGGCGUCGUCGCUGAGCGAAGCGUGGCUUGUUUAUGCCAAAAUGAACUCUGCUGUCAACAUGUCUGAACGGUCAUGGUUUUUAAAAGGCCCUAAAUACUUCGUUGUGUCUAGGAGACUCCCCUGAGGUUGGUACACAUCCUGUUAUGGUAGUAUAUAAAUCCUCAUGGGCACAAUUAUGCCCCCACCCGUGGGCAUCUGCGUUUCCAUACACAGCCCUUGGGUGCAGACCAGAAACCACUUACAGUGCCAAAACUUUAAUGGUGCAGAUCUUAACAAAAAAAAUUAUUACAUGAUGACCUUUUCAAAUGACGCGGUUGUCAAACUGUAAUUUGGUUUUAUUGGCCAUUAAAUUAAAUUGGUGCCAUUAAAGUUGUGCCACUUCACGUGGCACGGACCGACGUCUUCUCUUCCCCAUGGAUUAAUGGCAGCACAAGAAGCAAUCCGCUCUACAAUUUUAUAAAAGUGAAUUACCAAUAACAAUGUGCCGAAAUUAUGCCUGCCAUCGUAGACGGGACGUCCUGCCAGCACAAUCAUCGUCCCUCGUCCCCCGUCCCCCAUUCGGAGUGAGAGUAACGACCGGUCGCACCGAGGGCUCCGCACCAGCGCGCCGUGUCGGAGUGGUGGCGCCAGCUCGGGUGCAGUUGGCGCGACGUGGCGGACCCUUCGGCUCCACUACGCGCUCCUCCUCCCCCUCUUCUCUUUGUAUUUAUGAAUUUCAAGCGGACUCCGCUGGCGCGCCUCAAUCAGUAUUUAAUUUGUUUACGUGUACUAUACGUCUUUUAUAUAUAUAAAAUAAUGUACACACGAUGCGCCGUCUGUGGAGAGA